AGAAGAGAAGCGACCAAUCAGCGCCGAGUUUGUGUUUUUGAAUCGGUCUGUUUUGAACGUAACGCGGUUGAUGUCAUCUCGGGGUGAACAGCUUUAUUCAUCAGAUUUGAAACCUUGGUUCGAGUUGGCUGUUUAAGUUUGGAAGCUGAAGGGGUUGUUUAUGCGAACUCCGGAUUGAUCUUUGUGAGAGGAUGUCACGGUCCAGCAUAGAAGACUGGUCUUCCAGUAGAAGAGGCGAGCGUACUCCUCUGAGAAGCCUGGAAAAUGAGACUCCUUCAUCGAGGAUCAGGUCAAAGCCACAAUUCAGCAGUGACACAGUGAAAGCUAGCAUGGCUGACAUUCAUCUCUGUGACACACAGACCCAGUUGGGCUCUCUGACCGUUCCCGUUUCCAUGGAUACUACCCAGUCUGUGUGUGGACUUGAAGAUGUCACAUUCAAAACCUUUAUUUGUUCCGGAGGUGAAGUUGAGAUUUCAGACUCAGAUGGUGGAGAACAAAGUUUGAUUUUGCCUAAACAUGGGACUACUUUUCCUCUUACCGCCGAAGCAGAAGAUUCGGUUGCUUCACCCAGCAGGAUGGAGCAACCUUGCGGUGAGCAUGUGGAGCAUCCAUAUUGCAACUGCAGCGUCGAACAGCCGGGUUCUCCAAUCGCCUGUGAAGCCGAUGAGAAGAAGUCGUUCGCCUGUGAUGGAGGUGAGGUUAAAGUUCCAGACUCCACUGGAUUAAAGGAGGAGACGGUUCCUCUGCCCCAGGAUGACCACUGGGGUCCAGCACAAGACGACGGCACAAACUCAGCCGACUGCACCCUGCUGCUCCCAGUGGAGCAUGUCGAUCAUCUCUACUGCAGCAGUGGAAACGAUGAUAUCUCUACAGCUCAGACAUCAGAAAACCCAGAUGAUCUAACUCUGAAGCUGCUGAACUGCAGCGGUGGCGAGGUACAAAUCCCAGCAGAAGCUGAUGUUGCAGAUGAGACUGUUCCUCUUUCUUACACCUGUUCUGGCUGCAGCCAUAGUAUAGAUCCGAGUGUGUUAACCAGUGAUUAUGACCUGGAAAAUGGUAAAGAUCACUUAGAUCAUCCCUACUGCAACGUAAAAUACAACUCCUCGCUCCCACCAGAGGAGGUGAACACUAUUCCAGACCUACAACCGUGCAGCGCUGAAAUAAACUCGGUGCUACCUAAUGGGCAGGAUGAGAACUUUGAUUGGAAAUCAGGUGAAUCCCAGGUGUCUGAAAAGAUGUUGACUCCGCCUAAAGAAAAUUACAACAAAGAACAAAAAAACGACCGUCUGAAGAAUGGAGAAGUCGUGUUUGAUGCUAAUCUACCGCCUGAGACUAAUGCAUCAUUAGUUGUGUCCGACUGCAGCCAUCUGGAUGCUUCGGCAGAAACUCUGCCACAGCAGCAGCUGGAUUCCAGAUCCCACUCCGAGGCAAAGGACAGCGCUCUGGGUUCUUUGGGUCUCUGUAACUCUGCAGGAAAAGGUCCUCCUGCAUCUCCUGCUAUCUUAAAAGUCCUGUCAGAGUGUCCAUCAGUUGCCUCCGCCCUGCAGUUUCUCAGCCCCAUCAUGAAGAGAGCGUCUCUGUCCGUGCUGAAGCGCCCCGAAGUGUCGGGUCAGGACAUGUUUGUACCUGACGAUUCUGCUCUGGAGGAUGAGAAAAGCCUUUUGGCUCCUGUUGAUGUUGACUCCAUGGGGUUGUUAGCAGAGCAGCUCGAAAGCCCAAUGCCCCGCCCUCUGCUUAACUCCACGGUUGUAAGUUCAAAACCACAGGAGGUUUCUGGGAAGAAAGCGCAGCUGGAAACGGCGCCGCUGAUUCCUGAUGGCCAGUUUCAGCAGCAGCUUCGGCAGAUGGCCGAGUUCCUCAUGAUGGCAUGUGGAAAGAUGAGUGUCGCUCCUCCUGCUGCCUUCAUGGGCCCCUCAGACAGACCAGCUCCUCCUGCUGCCUUCAUGGCCCCCUCAGACAGAGCGGAUCCAGCAGAGUCCCACAGUGUCUGUGUUGGCACCAGUCCACUGAAGAUGGUGGACCACAGUCUGAACACGUCGGGAAUAUUUGUGAAAAAGAGGGAAUUCUCUGUGACCGAUUCCUGCACAGCGACCGAACCACUCAUCUGGAAUUUACCUCCAGGCAGCCUGGAGAGCCUCCUGCGGCCGGAGCUGGAGCAGAGGCUGAUGUCCAGCAUGAUCAUGGUGGAGGCGCUGGUCCAGCAGCUGGCUGCAGCCAGGGCGCACCGCCGCCCCUCAUCAGGCCCGGCUCCUUCGGACCUGAGAGAGAAGCUGGUUCAGACGGACCACACUGAGCUCAGUCAGACUGCGAUGUACAGAGAUCUCUACAUGGAGGCUCUGAACCGGAUAACUGAGCUGGAGCUUGAUGGAAAUUCUCUGCAGAAUCUCGUCCAGGCUGUGCAGGAGAUGAGAGCUGCCAUGUCGUCUUUGAGCAGCGACACAGAUGUAGCUCUGUCCAACAUGAAGAAAAUGGGCGAAACCGUCAGGGAGGACCAUCAGAACCUGGCGUCUCAUUACGAGCUCAUCAAGUCCCUGUUUGAGAAAUCAAAAGGAACUCAGAGAAGAAUCCUGGAGAACGUGAAAGAAGUUCUUCAGCAGAGGGACAGCAUGGAGGCUCGGAUGGAAGAAGCCUUCGUGGCCAAGGAGGCGGCUUUCAGUGCGAUGGAUCAGCUGCGGACGCACUGCGCCUCUGAAAUCUCAGCUCUGCAGAAAUGUGUCGGAUCUCAGGAGGAGCUGCUGACGGCUCUGAACCAAACCUACCCGGAUCAGGUUGCUCUGAACCGGACCUGCCAGGAAACUCUGAGCUCGGCCUCCGAUCUUCUGUCCCGAACUGCAGCGGAUCACUGCAGCCUGAUGAAGGAGCUUUGCAGCGUGCGGAGCCUCCUGCAGAAAACGGCCCCGACGCUCCUUCAGCUGAACGGACGAGCCGCCGCCGCGCUGAGGGAGAGGGACGAGCAUCGGGUGGCGAGAGAGCGAGCCGCCGAAGAGAGAGAGCAGAUUGAAGACGAGCUGAAGGAAACUCACCUGAACCUUCAAACCGCCUCGCAGCAGAUCGACGAUUUAAACUUGCAGAUCACCAUCCUGACAUCAGAGAUGGGCGUCCUGCGGCAGAAACUAAUGGCGGGAGAGGAGGAGUCGGCUCAGCAGGAGAGGAAGGUGACGGAGCUGUCGGCGACCAUUUCCUCCACGCUGGCGUCCUACGCCUUCCUAGAGCAGGCGCUCGCCGCCGAGACCACCAAGCUGCAGCAGUCCUGGAAAGACUUGCAUGAAGCCAACGACCGAGCAGAUCAGCUGCAGGCGUCUCUGUCGGGUUCAGAGCAGCGGGUCAGUGAACUGGAACUGGUGCUGGCUGAGAGCGACCAGCGGCUCGGUCAGCUCCAGAACCUUUCCCAGUCUCAGACGGUUCAGAUCCAGCAGCUGCAGGAAGUCUGCACCCAGCUGGGCGGCGUGCGGGAAAUGAAUGAGUUCCUGCAGAUGGAGAAUGAGCUGGCGAGGGAGCAGGUGGCUGAGAGCGAGCGGAUGCUGAGGAGCAACCUGCAGGCGCUUCGGGAGAGAAACAUCGAGUGUGAAGACCUGAAAUCAGAAGUGUGCAAACUUCAGCUUGAGAAUCAGAGUCUGAGUGACGAGUUGGAAACGACCCGAUGCGCAGCCGGCGCCGCUCGCAUGGAGCUGCAGGAGAAGAUGGCUGAGGCGGUCACUGACAUCACCGUCCUGCAUCACACGCUGCGCGGUCUGACCACAGAGCUGCAGGUUUCCCUUAGCAACCAGAGGGAAGAACACCAAAAGCAGAGAGAGUCGGCCAUGUUCUCCGGUGCGGCGCGCCAUCAGACGUCCAGCUCCUUCAUCGACAGCGUCAUGGUGGCUCUAACGGCCGAGGAGGAGGAAGACGUCCGAACAGACUCGACUUUAGAUGCAUCAGAGCAACAGAGUGACGCGUUUUUCAGCGAGACGAGCGCCUUCACCCGCGUCGCAGCUCUGAACCCAAAGACCAUCUCGGACCCAGUCCAGGAUGAAGAGGAGGAUGAGGAGGAGCAGAGCAGCAUGGCGGAGCUCCUCUCCGGCCUCAGCAGAACCGUCACAGAGCUCAUCAGCACGCUGCAGCAGGCUCAGCGCUGCAGCCACGCGCAGCUGCAGGAGCUGCACAGCACCAUCGGUGGCCUGCAGAUGGAGCUGCAGACCUCAAGCAGCAGGCAUCAAGCUGAAGUCCUUGAGCUGAAGCAGGAGGUGCGGCGCCUCAGCAGCCUGGUGGAGAGAGGAAACCAGGCUCUGCAGCACAAAGCUCAGGACGAGAAAACUCUGACGAAGCUGAUGGCAGACGUCCAAGAGGCCCAGGAGAUUUUAAACAAACACAAGAGCGACAACAAUGAGUUGCGAAGGGAUGCGGCUGAGCUGCGUCGCGCCCUGCAGCAGUCCAGGGUGGAGUCCCAGUUCCUGCGGGAGGAGCUGAGGAGAAUCAGCGGCCCGGCGGCGACCCCAGCUCACCACAUGGAGGAGAAGAUCAAGCUGCUGAAGGAGGUGGAGAAGCUGAAGGCCAGUCUACAGGAAGCAGAGCAGGCCAAAUUUAAACUCCUGGAGAGAGCCAAGCGGCAUCAAAUCAUCCAUCAGACCAACCAGCAGAAGACUGAGAAUGAGCUCCAGAUUUUAAACCACAUGAUCAAUAAAGUCAGAGAGACUCUCCUCUCGCUGCCAGAAGUGGUGAAACGUUGUGAACAGCUGCAGCAGCUGGUGGAUUACAUCGGCUGAAGCGUUUCUGGUUGUCGACACGCAUUUAGAUUAUUUAUAUUCUUUCUUUUCAUUGACUUGUUUUUAAUCUUAAGAAUGAUUAAAAUAUCUUAACAUGUUGGACAUGUUAUUUCUUUAGUCAAUAAAUUAACGAUAUAAACAUUAAA
This is a messenger RNA of Gambusia affinis (western mosquitofish), 4888 nucleotides long. RefSeq names its product sperm associated antigen 5 (gene spag5). The transcript is spliced from 25 exons. The coding region runs from base 192 to 4742 and encodes 1516 amino acids. The record is from RefSeq and is a predicted model, not a curated record. Gene Ontology annotation, biological process: regulation of attachment of spindle microtubules to kinetochore; cell division. Lineage: Eukaryota; Metazoa; Chordata; Actinopteri; Cyprinodontiformes; Poeciliidae.